CUUCCCGCUUUUUCAGUGUUUAGUACACCUUUGGUACGUCAGCACAGAGAUGCAGCUCUUCACCCUCACACUGCCAUUCACCAUGCUUCUGCCAAGAUUUCCCAAAACAACUGUGACCGUGCUGGUGUUGGCUGGAGUUACUUGCAGCACUUACACGGCCUUCCGUACAUUCUUUUCGAAUCUGCUUUACGGCAUGACAACUGGCACAAACGAUGGACGGCGCAUCUUCAAAACUCUAGAGCUGAUUUAUUUUAGACCAAUAACCCAUGUGGCGACGUAUGUAAGUGGAAUCCUGGCAGGGUACAUGGCUGUGAAAUACAAGGAAGUCACUAUAUCUCGUAUCACGCAAGCAUUGCUCUGGCUGCUGUCAGCCGCAGCUGUGUGCUUCGUUUUAUUCGUCACAUUGCCAUGGAAUCGAGGGCACUUGCCGGACCCUAUCACCAAUGCGAUAUACGGAGGAUACCACCGGCUCCUAUGGUCACUGUCACUGUGCUGGCCGGCUUACGCCUGCGCUACGGGCUACGGAGGCAUGAUAGCCCGCAUGUCAUCGUGGAAAGGGUUCGUGCCGCUUGCAAGGCUCACGUACGGGGUGUACCUUCUUCAAGGAGUGUUCCUUCUUCUCCGGAUGGCACUGGUAAAGACACGCUUCAACUUGGACGACUUUUUCCAGCUUACGAACACCCUGGGAAUCAUAGGCAUCAGCUACUACUUCGCAUACCUGCUCUUUCUUCUGUGUGAUGCUCCCAUCGAAAAUUUUUACGAGCAUGUUUUUGGCAACAAAAUUCCUGAAACUCCACAGCCUACAGUACCCAAUUCCAGGCCAUUGCAGACAAGUGACCAAAUCCGACGACUUCCCUGAACGUUUUCACACAUGCUAUGCGCUUCAAAGUGAAAUCUUUGGGUCAUGCGCUGUUCUUGUACAUCACUGGUGGCAACAAGCUGAGGCAAAUAAAGGAAAAGAA
Messenger RNA from Dermacentor silvarum, 962 nucleotides. RefSeq names its product nose resistant to fluoxetine protein 6-like. Lineage: Eukaryota; Metazoa; Arthropoda; Arachnida; Ixodida; Ixodidae. The record is from RefSeq and is a predicted model, not a curated record. The transcript is spliced from 6 exons. Bases 50 to 859 code for a protein of 269 amino acids.